AUGUUGAUACGCACUUUCCGGAGUGCAUUCAACGAAAUUUCAAUAAUAAUACUCUUAGCAUUGAUUAUUUGCACUUCUAUUGUUAAUCAAGGACCAAUAAAUCGAGCACUUUCAUACCAUCCAAGGAAAAUUAUGUAUAAAAAGCGAUAUCAACAAGUAGAAAUGAUUCACAAUUUUACACUAAAUGAAAGAAUUUACACAGGCCGAGUUUUAUUAUCAAAUAAUACAUUCACAAACGAAUCUGUAAAUUAUGAUAACAAUUCUCUUGCAUUUCAACAUUCGAUUCUUCAGCAUUACAUAUUUUGUGACGUAAGUAGACAAGGAAUUCGAACUUUUGGCGGAGAAUUUUACAUGCCAACAGAUAUUUUAUUUCCUUGGAAAAUAUUACCAUUCAUAAAUCAUACCCUUCAAAUAUACGAUAAAGCUGUUGUUGGAUUUUGCUAUCAUCCGCAGUUUGGCCACGUUAUUCAAGAUAUGAUUGGUGGAAUACUAAGUAUUCCAAGCGAAAUACUCAAAGGUUCGGAGAUUUUCAUACGAUCUAAUGAGUCACAGAUCAAACAGUUCAUGACAAUUUUAGGUUUCGAUCCAAAUCAUGUUCAUGAGUUAAAUGAAGAAUGGAUCUUUGUGAAAGAUCUUUACAUUGCUGUUGCAAGUUAUCCUGUAUCCAGUCUUCAAGUUUCUUUCAGAGAUAUUCAUGAUUUAAUAUAUAAAGUGAAUAAUUUAACGGAUAUAGUGCCAACAGAGUACGUAUUCAUCAAUAAAGAAAAGAACAAUUGGGGAUACGUCAAAAAUAUGGACGAAUUAUUUAAUUUCACCAAAGAUUUUUAUAAUAAAUACAAUUGGACGUUCCUUGCAUCAGAUUACGUGUUCAAUAUCUCAAAUUCUAUGAAGCAAUUUUCACGUACAAAGGUUUUCGUGAGUGCAACAGGCUCCGCUUCGUUUAAUAUGAUUUUUAUGCAUCCAAAUUGCGGACUUUUGCUUAUAGAUUCGAGAGCAUGCAACUCCCCAUGCAUAGCAAUAGCUCAUUCACUCGGAAUAUGGAUGUACUACGUUGCUUCUGAUCAUAUCAACAGAACUAAAUUAACAGGAGGGAAAAUUGAGUUAGAAAUCUUCAACGAGACACUUUCAUACGUAUUAAGUGCAGUAGAAAAUAAAAGAUGGCCAGAAAUAACUAUUCCUUCACGUGAAUUUAUUGAUUUUGACAUUGAAGAAAAAAAGAAAAUUGCGUUUUACGGAAAAUAUAAGGAUAAGAAGACUUAUUUCGUAUACGAAAGAUAUAUCGAGAAUAAUGUAAUAACUAAGUACUAUCCAAGAGCAAAAACUUAUCUUGAACCAAAAUAA
Molecule: messenger RNA, 1341 nt
Organism: Trichomonas vaginalis G3
Lineage: Eukaryota; Parabasalia; Trichomonadida; Trichomonadidae
Product: glycosyltransferase family
Exons: 1
Coding region: 1-1341 (446 amino acids)
Molecular function (GO): glycosyltransferase activity
Source: RefSeq, a predicted model, not a curated record